Cladocopium goreaui is the source of this 1287-nucleotide messenger RNA. Lineage: Eukaryota; Dinophyceae; Suessiales; Symbiodiniaceae. The record is from the annotation of a GenBank genome assembly.
AUGUUUUGGAAUUUCAGCCGUUUCAUCUUCACAAGGUUGCCAGUUAUUUUUUUGGCGCUUGGGCACCAGCAAUUUCUUUGCCUGACACCCGCCAAGAUCUAUUUUGAUGGCAGCAGCGUUGGACGCAGUCCAAUCGAGCUUUUCCACCUGUGGUCUCCACAGCUGGAGAAAGGGUUCUUUGGGCCCCCACUGGUCAAGAAGUCUACCCACUGGGGCAGCUUACAGGAGACAUCGGUGUUCAGGUGGGGCGGACCAAUGGCACCGAAACGAAAGAAAAUUGACUCAUUCACCAACGAUGAGUGGAAAGCAUGGCUGAAUUCAGCUGAUCCAGAAUUUCUUGGUCCAUCUCAGACGCAGAACCUGUCUCGACAAGACUUGGCCCUUCUCGUUGCUUUUUCGUUCGGGUGGCCACCGUACGCGGAGGUCCCCAAGAACGCAACCACGCACGUCGCACUGCUGAAAGAGUCCAAGAAGGAGUAUGCCAACAGAGGAAAGCCAGCGCAGCAUACGAAAUGGGAUCCUUGUGAGAUCAUCAGGUAUAUGAAAUGGAAAGCACCAUACCCCACAAAGGAUGUGGCAAAAAUCCCCGACAAAUUUCCGUCCACUGGCUACGAGUUAACAUUCCAAGCCAGCUCCAUUCGCCCUUGGGUGUUGCAACACCCGGAUUACCAAUUCGCAUUCCAGAUGCUCCCUGAUGAGUACAUUCUCUACCAAGAUGAGAGAGGUGAAGAUGUUAUUAUUGGAAACAAAUUAGGUCCAAUCUAUUGCGCUGACUUGCUGCGGUUGGAAGCAUCUGGCUUCCGCGUGCGGAAGGCCGAAGCUCUGGUCCGGGAGGGGCGGAGGGGUCAGCCAGACAGCGAUAACAAUACGAAUUUGGACGAGGUUGACGUGCUGGUGCCGGAAGGUAAGAUCAACACCUUGACUCCAUGCAAAACCUGCUGUGGGACCGAAUCCGUGACCGGGAAAAUUGAAGACAAAGCCCGGGAUCGCGUCAUGAUCAGAGCUUUGAACCACAUCCUCUUUUCUAUGACCUCCCACACCUUUGACAAGUGGUGUCCGUCGUUGCCCCUGACACUGGAUUCCGUCUGGGAAGCGAAGGUUGAUGUGAACGUAGUUGACGAAGAGUCAUCCCAGAAUAAAGGCUUGAAUUUCUUGGCAGAAGUAGCCCAUAUUCGAAUGGUCUCUCAACCUGACUUCGCACACCAGAAAUGGAAUGCAUUUAAAAGGACCAUGAGAUGGGCAGGUCUCAACGUUGCGCUCAUGAAACUUACAAUCUUAUGCGCCUGA